GUCGUGCACGCGCGGCUGGCUCUAUCUCACAAGUGGCCGGUCGAGCCGCAGCCGCUCUCCGCCGACAGUUAGCCGCGGUUUGAAUGUGAGGAGCCGCCGCCUCUGCCCGCCACGAGGGGAGACGCGUUUUCGGUUCGUUUGUUGGAGCCUUUUUUUUUGACUCCAGCCGGCGGGAUCUUCCGCGGACGGAGGGGCUCUCUAUUGUCCCUGGUUGUGCCUGUGUGAGCUGCUGGGGGACUGACAGGCGGCUUCUCCCUCUCUCUCUCUCCGUGUGUGUGUGGCUUGUGAUACAGGCGUGUUCGUGUUUCACGGAUGUUACCGGGAGAAGAAGAAGACGACGACGACGACGACAGGGAAGAAGGCUCUUUCUGUUAAAUUCCGUGUUGUGUGUUUGAGCAGGACGCGAGUGACAGGGGGGGUCCACGGGGCGCCUGCUAGCUGUUGAAUGGCGAGCUCCCGCUGAGCGACAUGAACAAUGAGUCCGUAGUGUUGUCUGCACGCUCGCGUGAGGAACACACGUCUCAUUCUGUUUUCACGUGCAAACAGUGAACGCAUUUUUUUAAAUUAAUUUUUUCAUCUGAGUGAAGUCAGGAUCGACGCUGGUCGGACACGCUGAAAGGCGCCUGGGAGGAUCAGUUCAGGCGCGGCCAGGGGACCCGACAAUGCGGAUUACCUGCUGACUGCUCGCCUUUGUGUCAGUACAGACCGUGUGGAGUAGAGAUCGCCUCCACAGGACCGUCAGCCUUGUUGCUCCACAACCGUGGUCUCGGGGCGCGGGCCUGAAGCACGAGUCCCACAUGUGCACGGGUUGUCUGUGAGAACAGAGCAGCGGAGACGACGAUGGCGAACGACUCUAUACAAAGUGACCCAGGCGGGCUGUCGGUCCUGGAGCAGCUCGGUCUGGACCAGAACUCCGAUUUCUCAGACUCCAGUGUCCAGCAACUCCUGGACGAGCAGCGCGAAAUGAUCCGCAGGGAGAUACGCAAGGAGCUGAAGAUCAAGGAAGGAGCUGAGAACCUGCGCAGGGCGACAACUGACAAGAGGAAUGCUCAACAGGUGGACAGUCAGCUCCGAUCUUCGAACCGCAAGCUGGACAACCUGCACGCUCAGCUGCAGGAACUCGAUGCUCACAUUGUGGUAAAGGGAGGUGAAGAGAAUAAAGAUGAGUGUCCUCAGUCUCCUGGGGCAGAGAGCCGAACAUCAGCCCACAAGGAUCGCAUCGCCGCCCUGGAGAGACAGCUGAACAUCGAGGUCAAAGUCAAACAGGGGGUGGAGAACAUGAUUCCCAUCUACGCCAACGGAUGCACCAAGGAUAAGAAGAUGCUGCAGACGGCCCAGCAGAUGCUGCAGGACAGUAAGACUAAAAUCGACAUCAUCCGCAUGCAAAUCCGCAAGGCCGUGCAGGCCACAGAGCACAGUGACGACACACAGAGUAACCAUGACAUGUGUGGUGUGGAGCUGCGUAUCGAAGAGCUGAGGCAUCACUAUAGGGUGGAACAUGCUGUCGCUGAGGGGGCCAAAAAUGUGCUCAGGCUUCUGGGGGCCAGCAAGGUCCAGGACAAGAAAGCCCUGUCUGAGGCGCAGUCUCGUCUGAGCGAGGCCAGUCAGCGGUUGGACCUGCUGAGAGACUCUCUGGACCAGCGUCUGGCAGAGCUGCCGGAGGACCACCCCAAGGCCAGCGUCAUCAAAGAGGAACUGGUCCUGGCCUCGUCACCUGCUUUCAGCUCCCGCCAUGGUGCCCCCUACCUCCACAACCAGUACAGCACCCUCAACAAACCUUCACCCCUCACUGGUACCCUGCAGGUGCAGCUGCUGGGCUGUGUGGGGUUGUUGGAGGUGGUCCCAGGUCGCAAUAAAGGGACGGCAGUCAUGUUGCCUUGCUACAGCCCCGGAGACACAAGGUCUUUCAUGAGGGGUAGCAAGGGACUCUACGGUCGGAGCGGCUCAGUUAGCGGGAAGACGCCCAGCAAGACGGAUGAGCUCUCAUCUGAGGUGAGUGCUGUGCUAAAGCUGGAUAACACAGUGGUGGGCCAGACAGCUUGGAAGACUGUGGGAGAACAGGCCUGGGACCAGACCUUCACCGUGGAGCUGGAAAGGUCGAGGGAGAUGGAGAUGGCAGUUUACUGGAAGGAUUACCGCUCGCUCUGUGCUUUGAAGUACGUGAAGCUGGAGGAGUUCCUGGACAACCAGAAACACAGAGUUCAGCUGGAGCUGGAGCCGCAAGGCCUGCUGCUGGCUGAGGUGACCUUUUUCAACCCGGUAAUUGAGAGAGUUCCUCGCCUCCAGAGGCAGAAGAAAGUAUUUUCUAAGCAGCAAGGCAAGGCGUUCCUUCGGGCUCGUCAGAUGAACGUGGACAUCGGCACGUGGGUGAGGCUGCUUCGAAACGCCAUUCCUACCGUCAACAACUCAGGAACCUACAGUCCCAAUGCGCACAGCCUAACACUCAACUCUGGGGAGAUCUCAGUGGAGAAGUUGAGUCUGGACAGCGACUCUCCGAUAAGAGGCGAUUACAAGAGAGACACGGACACACACACUCCGGUGAGACAGACAGAGACAGAGGAGGCCCAGGAGAUGGGGGAGGACCGACUGCCAGUCAUUGAGCCCUUCUCCCCACCAGACCUCACCCCUGAGUGCCCUGUCCGAACCCCGCCUGCUGGCAGUAAGCAGAGGAAAGGUCCUCUGUCUCUACAGGACUUCAGGCUGAUCGCAGUGUUGGGCAGAGGACAUUUUGGGAAGGUGUUGUUGUCAGAGUACAAGAAGACAGGCACGAUGUACGCCAUCAAAGCCCUGAAGAAAGGCGAUAUCGUAGCCCGGGAUGAGGUGGAAAGUCUGAUGUGCGAGAAGCGCAUCUUCGAGGUCGUGAACUUGUCGCACCACCCCUUCCUGGUCAACCUGUUUGCGUGUUUCCAGACCUCAGAGCAUGUGUGUUUUGUAAUGGAGUACACAGCAGGAGGCGACCUAAUGAUGCACAUCCACACUGACGUCUUCACGGAGCCACGAGCCGUGUUUUAUGCAGCCUGCGUGGUUCUCGGACUUCAGUUCCUUCAUGACCAUAAGAUUGUGUACAGAGACCUCAAGCUUGACAACCUGCUGCUUGACACAGAUGGCUAUGUGAAGAUCGCAGACUUCGGACUGUGUAAAGAAGGAAUGGGUUACGGGGACCGAACCAGCACCUUCUGUGGGACUCCAGAGUUUUUGGCCCCAGAGGUCCUAACGGAUACGUCCUACACCAGAGCAGUAGACUGGUGGGGCCUGGGGGUCCUCAUCUAUGAAAUGUUGGUUGGGGAGUCUCCGUUCCCAGGAGAUGAUGAGGAGGAGGUGUUUGACAGCAUUGUGAAUGAUGAAGUCCGUUACCCGCGCUUCCUCUCCACUGAGGCUAUCGGCAUCAUGAGGAGGCUGUUAAGGAGGAACCCAGAGAGAAGACUGGGCUCUGGUGAGAAGGAUGCAGAGGAGGUGAAGAAGCAACCAUUUUUCAGAAAUGUGGAUUGGGAGGCAUUGCUGCAAAGAAAGGCGCCCCCUCCCUUCGUCCCCUCCAUCGGCGGCAAAGAAGACGUCAGUAACUUUGAUGAGGAGUUCACCGCUGAACCUCCGACCCUCACGCCUCCACGCGAGCCCCGCGUGCUCUCCCGCAAAGACCAGGACAGCUUCCGGGACUUCGACUAUGUCUCCGACCUCUGCUAGUGGACUGUCGACUCACAGACCUUGAGGAAUGUUCGAUUUUUGGGGGGGUGGAGGGUGGUGGGGGUGGUCAGUCGGAGCGGAGCGACGGUCACCAGUGACUGUCCAUUGACUGUUUGGCUGCCAUUAAUUACACUGUGAAUGAAUGUGGCGUAGACCGAAAGAAUUCGGUCUGUGUUUUGUGAAUCUGAAGGGUUUUAAUGCUGGGACCGAUAGUUGAUGGGGUUAAAUGUUCUGUCACAAACGAAGGAAGAACAAAGACCCCCCUCUACAAUCAUUGUACAACACACCAGUGACUUGUGUAUCUUGCAAAUAUUAUCCUAAAACCUGCCUCCUCCCACCCUCGUGCGUGUCAGUGUCGUCACCUGUGCAGCUGCGAGAGGACGAGCUCUUUGUACUGUUGACUGUUUGGAGGUCGCCCGGUGGCCUCUCAUUACAAUGCCUUACAUUUGUACUUGUGUUUUAUCCACAGAGAAGCGUUUCGUUUUAAUUUGUGGAAGAGUGAUAACGACGUGCUGAAGAAAAAUACGCUCAACUAAAAGAGGAUUCACUUGUCAUAGUGGAAUUAGAGACUUUUAGAAUAAAUUUUUACUUGAGCUUUUCCAGCAGUCGUAUGAUGAUGAUCGUCAGUCGUGCUGACUGAUACUUGCCGUAUUAUGAGUUAAUUAUGGGGUAAAGAACCACUCACUGUGUUACAGUGGACUCAUCAUGGGGCAUCAUAUAUGAUGACUGUCAAUGCAUUGUUCAAUACCCUGCAUUUACUCAAUGUGUGUUUUUCUUUUUGGAUAUUUGGGUAUUAUACAUAAUUUGAUAUAAACAUGUGUAGCAAACACAAACACACACACGACCAUCAGCAUAAAAGCUAAGUGGCAAGCAUGUUGUUUAAUGUUUUUUAAUUGAAAAAAAAUAACUGAACACUAAGAUUUGAUGAAAAAGUGAGAGAUUGUCCAUUUAUGGGUUUGAGACAUGUUCAUCCUGUCAUCUAGAUGCUUUACGAGUUUUAUGAAUAUGAAGUAAUUUCCUUCCAAGACAUUAACAUCAGACUUUAAGCUCAUGUAACACUGGCUUUUGAUUUUAAUGUCUGUUUUUAAGAAUUCAAGCCAGCCACAGGUUGAAAUCUACCCACUGUGGUGACUGCAGGGUUUGGUUUUCAUCAUGGUGAUUAAAUCAUCUUUCUUUUAACCGAAAAGGAUUUAGAUGUUAGCACUGUUUGAAAAUCUGGGAGGUGUCACAAGCAAAAGAAACCUCACCAGCCACUUUUCCACAGCAGAAUGAAUGAGAGGGCUCGCUGCUCGGCAAUACAUUUCUCAAUGAACUCUAUCAUUAGAUGGAAACGGGCUGAUAAGUGUUGGAAACAUAUGAGCCAGUGGUAUAUACACAUUUUACCAUUUCUGAGUACAGGAGAUGUUUGUUACCAAGCUGGUAUAGUGGUGUAGAUGCUACCAAUCGUGUGUAUGACAAUACAAAAACAUGUGAGAGUAUGAGAGGACUUAUUUUAUAAAGAAAACAUGGAGUGAAACCUGUUAAUUGUUGUUCUGUCCAUGCAAGUGUGCAUUCAAGUACAGAAACUGGAAACAGAAGUAAAGAAGAUUGCAAUAACACCUCGAAUGCAUUUCAGUAAAUCAUAAAAAAAACUA
This is a messenger RNA of Scophthalmus maximus (turbot), 5315 nucleotides long. It is a transcript of the gene pkn1a, whose product is annotated as protein kinase N1a. The record is from RefSeq and is a predicted model, not a curated record. Lineage: Eukaryota; Metazoa; Chordata; Actinopteri; Pleuronectiformes; Scophthalmidae. Gene Ontology annotation, biological process: protein phosphorylation; signal transduction. Gene Ontology annotation, molecular function: small GTPase binding; protein serine/threonine kinase activity; ATP binding. Bases 841 to 3681 code for a protein of 946 amino acids. The transcript is spliced from 23 exons.